Molecule: messenger RNA, 661 nt
Organism: Owenia fusiformis
Lineage: Eukaryota; Metazoa; Annelida; Polychaeta; Sabellida; Oweniidae
Source: the annotation of a GenBank genome assembly
AUGGCAUUUCUAAGCGCAUUGCUCGUUCUAUGUGUGUUGACAACAGCGAUGACAAAAUCAACAAACAAACAAAACAUUCACAUAUAUAUGAUAUCCAAAGAUAAGAGUGGCUUUGAAACAGUGUCUGUAAUAGCUGAUAGAGAAGUGAAACGUCACGACAAAGACCUCAAUAUUUCAUAUACUCUGAUCACUGAUGAAAAUAUGGAUUCUAUAAAGGAGAUAUUUCAGUUAGUUUGCAAAAGCUACGAUACAAACUAUGCUUUUAUUGACCUCAUUAUGCGAGGAUAUAAGGAAUUCUGCAGGGCGCCAUUUUGGACAGACUACCUUAACAUACCUUACAUUGCAACAAAUGAUCACGAGUGUAAAUCCUCUAUUUUGAUUGGACCGUCCAAUAAGUUAUACUUCGAUGCCAUUGAGGACAUUUUGAAGCAUGAUAAUACAUCCUCUGGGCUCAUGGCAAUUUUUUACGAUGAAACAUUUGAUUAUCCUGAACUGGUAUCAAUGAUGGCAAAUCUAAGAAGAGAGUUAUUCCUGUUUAAUGCUGCCGGUAGCGACGAGCGGACGCUGCUACGUCAAAUGACCGAGGUCCAGAAACAAAGAAAAACGAAGCAAUUUGUGGUGCUCGGCUCAACAAGCACCAUCGACACUAUUUUGAAACUGG